AUGCCCAAUUACGUCUCAUUGACAGAGUCCCAGCGACGGAAAAUAGCCGUCUUCAUCACAGAGUCUCAACCCCCCGCUCUCCAGAACCCUCUCGCCUCAACCAGCGGUGACAAAUCAGCCAUCUCCUCCUCUUCCCUUGGCGGCAGCCCCAGCGCAAGCACCGCCAACCUUGUCGCCUCAAACACAAACAAUAUCUCCUGCAAGGAAAUCGUCCAGUUUUGCAAGACUCGAUUCGGCUUCACUAUCUCCCUAUCCACCGCAUCCCGCCUGCGCUCCUCCGCCACCGAGCGUCUCUCGACCGAGCUCCUCAACCCCUCUGCCAAGCGUCAUCGCUCCGUCAAGUUUCCUGAAUUCGAAAAGGCCUUGAUCCAGGAACUAAGAGCGUUGGAAUUGGAGCAACAACAGAUUCAGCAGGAACAGGAGCGACAGAUGGCUGCUUCUGACGGAACCAUAGUACCUCAGGAUACAUCCCAACUGCCCUCAGUCAUGACUCUUACCAGCGAGGCCUCCAUUACACAAGUCGCUAAGGGUAUUGCAGAGCGAAUGGGCAUUCCAGAGACUGAGCUUGGCCUGACCUCGGGCUGGUAUCACGGCUUCAAGAGGCGACACGGUAUCAAGCAUCGCCAGUUUAAGCCCAAGGGAGGUAACGCCGCCUCGACUGGUUCGGACGGACCCACUCUGGGGUCGAUCGGCCUGUCUAGCGGAGCAAGCAACAACACAUCAGGAAGCACGAUGGACCAGGGUGACGGUAGUGAUGGUGCCGACGGUGAUGAGGAGAUGGAAGACGUUGGACAAGACGGCUCGAACGGCGGAAGUGGCGACUACGAUAGACUAUCAUCGGCCAUGAGACCCCUUCGCACAACAGACGACAACCCUUCUUACGACGGCGGUCCAGAAAUUGACCCAGGCCCUAGGUCUCCAAGCGAGAUGUCCCAGGGAGGCAACAAUGCAGGAUCAAGCAGCUCUCAGCGGUACAACAUAACUUUUACUCCCAAGGAGCCCCAGUCAUCGAACCUGGGUCACCGACCAGAGGUCAAGAAGGUGGAUGCGUCCAAGGCCAACGACGCGCUUGAUGUCAUUUCAGAAUACUUGCUCCAGAACGGUCAAAUCGGUGCGGCCAAGCUGCCUCUUGUCAAAGAGCUCCGCAAGUUCUUCCUCGCCCAGAUGGCGCUGGAAAAUGGACCUGUUAACGACAAUAUCCUGUUGACUUCAUUGGCCAAUCCUGUCCCCCUUCCUGGCCCAGCGCCCGUCGCGGUCAGUGUGCCUAAGCCAAGAGACGAAUCUGCAUCGUCACCAGCCCCGAUGGUCACCUCUGAAGUCGACAAUGACGGUCAGCCUAACACUCCACCUACCACUUCCACCCGUAGCCCCUAA
Linnemannia hyalina is the source of this 1374-nucleotide messenger RNA. Lineage: Eukaryota; Fungi; Mortierellomycota; Mortierellomycetes; Mortierellales; Mortierellaceae. The record is from the annotation of a GenBank genome assembly.